Plutella xylostella (diamondback moth) is the source of this 1509-nucleotide messenger RNA. RefSeq lists its product as uncharacterized. The record is from RefSeq and is a predicted model, not a curated record. NCBI's taxonomy places the organism in Eukaryota, Metazoa, Arthropoda, Insecta, Lepidoptera, Plutellidae.
GAUGCAAUAAAGCAAUUCGAUAGAUACAUCGAAUAUCAUCAAAAUUACAAUGCAAUAAAGAUAUUUUGUGAUUAAUAUUGAACUCGUCUUUGUAUAAAUAGUAAAGGAUUCUCAGAAAUCAAUAAUACCGUAUUACGGUUUGAAUUUCCCCCGCCCGCUACCAUGAAAUUCCUCGCAGUCCUCGCUCUCGUGUCGGUGGCGUUCGCCGCCCCGCUCACCACGGAGAUGAGCCUCGACCAGAUCGUGGCCGCCAUCGACAACCCCAGCACUGACCCGGCCCUGAUCCCCGCGCUCACUGACGCCCUGAACGAAGUCAUGGACGCCCUGUGGGCCGGCAACCAGGCGGCUACCGCUGCCGUGGCUUUCCCCGUGUCCGAGGUCGCUGCCGCUGCCGCCCCCGUUCCCGCCCCCGCCGUGGUCGCCCCCAUCAUCGAGGCCGCCCCCGUCGAUGCCGCCCCCGAGGCCUCCAACAACUCGCCUCUGGUCCAGAUCAUCAUCAACGUCAAGAACAACGAGGCUGUGGCUUUCCCCGAUGAGCUUGUUGCCGCUUCCCCCGUGACCGUGGCCGAAUCCAGCGUGCCCGCCACCCCCAUCAACCCCGCCAACCCCGUGACCGUUGUUGAAGCUGUCCCCACUCCCAUCACUGUUGUUGAGGCCGCUCCCUCUCCCGUCAUUGUUGUUGACGCCGCCGCUUCUGCUGCUCCCUCUCCCAUCACCGUUGUUGAGGCCGCUCCCUCUCCCGUUGUUGUUGUUGAGGCCGCCCCCUCUCCCAUCACCGUUGUUGAGGCCGCCCCCUCUCCCAUCACUGUUGUAGAGGCCGCCCCCUCUCCCAUCACUGUUGUUGAGGCAGCCCCCUCUCCCAUCACUGUUGUUGAGGCCGCCCCCUCUCCCAUCACUGUUGUUGAGGCAGCCCCCUCUCCCAUCACUGUUGUUGAGGCCGCCCCCUCUCCCAUCACUGUUGUUGAGGCCGCCCCCUCUCCCAUCACCGUUGUUGAGGCCGCCCCCUCUCCCAUCACUGUUGUUGAGGCCGCCCCCUCUCCCAUCACUGUUGUUGAGGCCGCCCCCUCUCCCAUCACCGUUGUUGAGGCCGCCCCUUCUCCCAUCACCGUUGUCGAGGCCGCCCCCUCUCCCAUCACUGUUGUUGAGGCCGCCCCCUCUCCCAUCACUGUUGUCGAGGCCGCCCCCUCUCCCAUCACUGUUGUAGAGGCUGCCCCCUCUCCCAUCACCGUUGUUGAGGCCGCCCCCUCUCCCAUCACUGUUGUUGAGGCCGCCCCCUCUCCCAUCUCCGUGGUCGAGGCCGCCCCCACCCGCCCCGUCAUCGUGGAGACCCCUGCCGUGGCCGCGCUCCCCACUCGCCCCACCAUCAUCAACUCGAUCUUCGGCUCGCUGUUCAACCAGGCUCGCCCCAUCCGUGUUUAAAGCAACUAAAUAUUGUUAAACAGUAGUACAUGCUACCACCUUUGUACCUAGAGUAUACGAAAUGAAAUAAAUCGUAAUAUGGUAUUGUGA